Messenger RNA from Oncorhynchus masou masou (cherry salmon), 1779 nucleotides. RefSeq lists its product as uncharacterized. Gene Ontology annotation, molecular function: structural constituent of chromatin; DNA binding; protein heterodimerization activity. Gene Ontology annotation, biological process: nucleosome assembly. The transcript is spliced from 4 exons. Lineage: Eukaryota; Metazoa; Chordata; Actinopteri; Salmoniformes; Salmonidae. Gene Ontology annotation, cellular component: nucleosome. Bases 473 to 1603 code for a protein of 376 amino acids. The record is from RefSeq and is a predicted model, not a curated record.
UUUUAACGCCUAUCUCUAUUAGGUGUGACUGGCAACCGCAGCGGGUUGAAUCCUACUAGUUCAGUGUUUCCCAACUCCAGGCAGGAGUAGAGUAGCCAUUUUUGUUGUAGCCCUGGAGAGGCACAGCUGAUUGAAAGAGUUGAAUCAGGUGCAACAACAACAAGAACAACACCAAUCAAUGUGAAGAGUGGGACACAGGUUAGUAGUGGAUCCCCCAGUUGUCACAGUCGGGCCUCGUGUUCAACAUAGCCCAGUAUUUGAGUGUGUUUCCCACGCACGUAAGUAGCUUUCAUUUCUUCUUCCUCCAUAGUUCCCUAGAACGAACGCCCUCCCCUUUGCAGCAGAGGCCAGGCAAAAGCGCGCGCUUUCUGUGCCACUGGCUUCAAUCAGGUCCACCAAACGCAGAUAAUAAGAGCACCAAGCACAGAAAAUUACGUCAUUAAUUCACUUGAACUCAGCUAGCGAACACACGAUGUCUGGAAGAGGUAAAGGCGGCAAGGGACUCGGAAAAGGAGGCGCCAAGCGUCACCGUAAGGUUCUCCGCGAUAACAUCCAGGGAAUCACCAAGCCCGCCAUUCGCCGUCUGGCUCGCCGUGGCGGCGUGAAGCGUAUCUCCGGCCUGAUCUACGAGGAGACCCGCGGUGUCCUGAAGGUGUUCCUCGAGAACGUGAUCCGUGACGCCGUCACCUACACCGAGCACGCCAAGAGAAAGACCGUUACGGCCAUGGACGUGGUCUACGCUCUGAAACGCCAGGGACGCACCCUGUACGGUUUCGGCGGCCAGCCCCCUGCACCGUGUGGAGCUUCAAUAGCGCAGAGCAGCGUCUACAGCAAAGUACUCCUCCUCACUCCCAGACUACCCAGACGCCGCUGCCGGCUUUAUAAACUUCACAUAGGCAUUUGGAGGCUAUACUCCGACUGUGAAAGAAGGAAGCUAGCUAGCGCCAUGGCCAGAACCAAGCAAACCGCUCGCAAAUCCACCGGUGGCAAAGCACCCAGGAAGCAGCUCGCCACCAAGGCUGCGCGCAAGAGCGCCCCGGCCACCGGCGGCGUGAAGAAGCCUCACCGUUACAGGCCCGGCACCGUGGCUCUUAGAGAGAUCCGUCGUUACCAGAAGUCCACUGAGCUGCUGAUCCGCAAACUGCCUUUCCAGCGCCUGGUGCGAGAAAUUGCCCAGGACUUUAAGACCGACCUGCGCUUCCAGAGUUCCGCAGUGAUGGCCCUGCAGGAGGCAAGCGAGGCUUACCUGGUCGGCCUGUUCGAGGACACCAACCUGUCUAGCGAACACACGAUGUCUGGAAGAGGUAAAGGCGGCAAGGGACUCGGAAAAGGAGGCGCCAAGCGUCACCGUAAGGUUCUCCGCGAUAACAUCCAGGGAAUCACCAAGCCCGCCAUUCGCCGUCUGGCUCGCCGUGGCGGCGUGAAGCGUAUCUCCGGCCUGAUCUACGAGGAGACCCGCGGUGUCCUGAAGGUGUUCCUCGAGAACGUGAUCCGUGACGCCGUCACCUACACCGAGCACGCCAAGAGAAAGACCGUUACGGCCAUGGACGUGGUCUACGCUCUGAAACGCCAGGGACGCACCCUGUACGGUUUCGGCGGUUAAACGCACCCUUCUCGGAACGUCAACAUCCCGACUUGAACCCAAAGGCUCUUUUAAGAGCCACCCACAUCCGCUUCAAAAGGGCCAAAUCCAUUGUCGUAGGGAACCAUGAGCCACUCUUGAGUGGACGGGGAGGGAGUGUUGAAUGAUAGGACGCUAUGUUCAGUGCAGGCUUGGCG